This is a messenger RNA of Saprolegnia diclina VS20, 324 nucleotides long. RefSeq lists its product as hypothetical. The annotation marks the transcript as partial. The transcript has a single exon. Lineage: Eukaryota; Oomycota; Saprolegniomycetes; Saprolegniales; Saprolegniaceae. The record is from RefSeq and is a predicted model, not a curated record.
AGCCAAUGUUCAAUUCGCAACCUCUCCGCCAAAGACGUGAGCAGUGUGCGCUACGAGCUCGUGCGGCUCGUUCAUGUGGCUGCAGGCGACACGCGCAACAGGUGCUCCAAAGCCAUUUGCUCGGCAUCGUUUCCUGGCGUCGCUCGGGGCGAGCACGUGGUGCAGACGCACUCGCUCCAGCUGCUUGGCCACGACGGAACCGUCUUGUACCCGAGCACGCGUGGCGAGUUUGUCUCGUGCAGUUAUGUACUCAAGGUCUCGUGCGCUAUCGGCUGGUUUACCAGCAUUCAAUUGGAACUACCUCUGGCCAUCGCGGUGCUAUGA